Opisthocomus hoazin is the source of this 1323-nucleotide messenger RNA. NCBI's taxonomy places the organism in Eukaryota, Metazoa, Chordata, Aves, Opisthocomiformes, Opisthocomidae. The record is from RefSeq and is a predicted model, not a curated record.
AUGGCUUCUACGAGUAAAAAAAAUUCUGCAGAGAGAACUCAAAAUACGUUUUGCCCUGAAGGUGGAGUCUGCAAGCACGGAUUCCUCAUCAAAUCACCACCUCUUCAACUGUUCAGCUCACAGAAUUCCUGGAAAAGGCGUUUUUUCAUCCUAUCCAAAUCCAGCAAGGGCAAUUAUAUCCUGAAGUAUCUAAAAGGCCAGAGCAUCAAAGGCUCCAUCGCUGUUGACCAAAUCAUAAGUAUCGAAGUUGGCAUAAGGAAUUCUGAAAUUAUGGAAACGGUGAGGAAGAUGUUUAAAUGCCUUCCCGAACAGGUGAUGUCCAUCAGUACAGAAAACAGAUGUUACUACCUCAUCGGGAGCAGCAGGCAGGAAACAGAGGACUGGGUCACCGUGAUCUCUUCAAUCUGCAGGGAGGCCAAAGGAGGUGGAUGCUGCCCUCAGAACCAAGAUCUUCCAGAUGCGGAAGUCAGAUGCCGGCCCUCCUCUUUGCCACUAUUCUUGAACCCUGUAGGUACAACCAGUGUCCCAGAAAGGCAAAGCUACCAGAAGGAGGACGGUCCCUCUGAAGACAAGAACAGGCCUAAUUCAGAUCCUGGCCCUCAUCAGACUCAGUGUGACUCACAAAGAGGAGUUGUUCCAAGCCUGGAUGAAGAAGACUAUUACCAAACUCCCAGCAGUGUUAUAGCAAAGUGCACUGCCGAAGUUUCAAAGCCUGGCCCUACAGUGGAGUCUGACGUCCCUGUGGAAGAGCAGCCUGUGCAGAAGAAUCCAGUAAAGGACAACAUUUAUAUGUCAAUGAAAUCACUUAGGUUGCUGGAUGAGAGUUGCCAGCUCACGUGCAGAUGUAAUGGGCUUCCUUCUCCUCCCAAACACCAAGACAAUGAUGCAUGUCCAGGAGACUUGAAAGCAAACAGAGAUCUAAAACUCCCAGAAAGCAGCACCAGCCAGCAGCCAACCCUCCAGAGAAGGCAAAAUUCAUUACCACUUUCAGUGGUUCAGUUGUCUAUACUGCUCAGUCAAGUUACAGAUGAGACUCAACUGCAGAAGCUGGAUAUUUUUGUCCCCCUUGCUGAUAUUAACAGUUACCUAAAACUUACCGAAGCAGCAGGACAAAUAUGUGUCUCACAGUGGACUGGUCCUUGCCAUCUGGGGUGUUUGUUUAACCACGGAGACCAUAUAGUGGCUGUGAAUGAUCUGCAGCCCCAGGGCGUGGAGGAGGCUUACUUCUUUAUCAGCAGAUCCACAAGGAAGGAGGUGAAACUUACUGUAUGUAGGAUUCCACAUUCAGAUAUCUUCCAUGUCAAAGGCUGCUCAUGUUCCUGA